AUGCCACCAUUCAACCAUCGCGACGAUCCCUUCUUGACUUUUCAUGAGAAGGAGCCACAAAAAGAUGAAACUUUCAAGAAAUCCGUAAGCUUUGCAAGUCACGCUCAGGAAUACUUCGCCAUCAAUCGUGCGAAUUAUUCCCCAUUGGAAAUGAAAAAUAGUUGGUAUGACAAACUUGACUUUGUAGAGUUUACCUUGGACAUUCGACGCACAGUGGAGAUCAUUGAAAGAGGAGAUGCUCAUAAUUCUCAGCUGCUGGAUGAUGUGAACUACACUACUCGAGGCUCCAUUUGUCGAAAAACGUGUACGGCUCGAAGGCGCCGAGAGAUUCGAAAUGGAGCCAAGGAGUGUGUGCUAAAGGCACAAGACACAUUCCGACACAAUGCAGAGUACAUUUCCUCGGUUUACACUCAAUACUCGCAAGCUAGCGUCCAAGAAGCUCUUCAGCAAGCCGAACAAGACCAUCACGAUGCCAAGAUGGUGGUGAAUUCCCAACUAGCUGCUGUGGCAGAAUUUUGGGACAGCUACUUUAGUGACGCUUGGAUAACACACUUCGAAGAUGGCUCUCCACCACUGCCACCACCAAAGAGUACCCAAGGCCCGCCAAAUUUGCUCACGGACGAUUUCUUAGAGACAGAACCAUACGGAUUUGACGAUAGUUGGCUCGUCGGUCCAGUCGCCUGA
This is a messenger RNA of Cylindrotheca closterium, 684 nucleotides long. Lineage: Eukaryota; Bacillariophyta; Bacillariophyceae; Bacillariales; Bacillariaceae. The record is from the annotation of a GenBank genome assembly.